Salvia splendens (bonfire salvia) is the source of this 1345-nucleotide messenger RNA. Its product is annotated as probable ADP,ATP carrier protein At5g56450. Gene Ontology annotation, molecular function: ATP:ADP antiporter activity. NCBI's taxonomy places the organism in Eukaryota, Viridiplantae, Streptophyta, Magnoliopsida, Lamiales, Lamiaceae. The transcript has 2 exons. Gene Ontology annotation, biological process: mitochondrial ATP transmembrane transport; mitochondrial ADP transmembrane transport. Gene Ontology annotation, cellular component: mitochondrial inner membrane. The record is from RefSeq and is a predicted model, not a curated record. Bases 219 to 1190 code for a protein of 323 amino acids.
CUCAACACACUAUACACACUAUAUCUACUUUGAUCAGCUUUUAUCCACCUAAAUACAACAAACACAAUUAACCUAAAUACAACACCCUGCACAGAAAAUCGUUUAAUUAAACAUGAAUUCGAGACCUCAGGCGUAGAAAUUUGAUUCCCGGAAGCAAUCCAAUCAGAACCGCGGACAAAAGGUGGGAAAAAUUGAAUCUUUUCUUCAUCAAGGGAGUAAUGGCGGCGGCGGAGGAGGAGAAGCUGAAGGGCGGCGGUGAUCGGAGAGAAUUUAGACCGUCCACGUGUCUGAGCAGUUUCCACCGGGAUCUGACGGCGGCGGCGCUGAUGGGGGGCGUCGUGCACACGAUUGUGGCCCCAAUAGAGAGGGCGAAGCUGCUGCUGCAGACGCAGGAGAGUAAUGCGGCUAUAUUGGCCGGCGGCAGCCACCGUAGGUUUAGAGGGAUGAUUGAUUGCAUUGGCCGUACGGUGAAAGAGGAAGGGGUCUUGUCCCUGUGGAGAGGGAAUGGCAGCAGCGUCAUCAGAUAUUACCCCUCUGUUGCCCUCAAUUUCUCUCUCAAGGACCUUUAUAGGAACAUUCUGCGUGGGAACUCACGCGAAGGCAGUCUUCUUUCCGGCCCUUCUGCCAACUUCCUUGCUGGAUCUGCAGCGGGCUGCAUGACGCUGAUCAUCAUCUAUCCCCUCGACAUAGCCCACACCCGUCUAGCCGCCGAUCUUGGGAGAAUGGAGACGCGCCAGUUCAGAGGCAUCGGUCAUUUCCUAAGCACUGUAUAUAGAAAAGAUGGAGUCCGGGGAGUCUACAAGGGCAUCCUGGCCUCUCUACAGGGCAUGGUUGUCCAUCGGGGCCUCUACUUUGGCGGGUUCGACACCAUGAAAGAGAAGAUGGCUGAGAAGUCCAGCUCAGACGUUGCGCUAUGGAAGCGCUGGGCCGCUGCCCAGGCCGUGACAACAGUGGCCGGGAUGCUGUCGUACCCGCUCGACACGGUUCGGAGGCGGAUGAUGAUGCAGUCCGGCACAGAGAGGCCGAUGUACAGGACAACGCUCGACUGCUGGAGGACGAUAUACAAGGUCGAAGGUUUCACCUCAUUUUACCGCGGCGCAAUGUCGAAUAUUUUUAGGAGCACAGGCGCUGCAGCUGUUUUGGUUUUGUAUGAUGAGAUCAAGAAAUUUAUGAAUUUGGCUGGAUUAUAGGGAAGGAAUAUUGUUUUAAUUUUUGCUCAAUACAUAUAGUUUGGAUUGGUGUAGUGAUGAAAGUCCCACAUCCUAUUUUAGAAGGUUGGGUAUAAUGUGUCGAAGCCUUGUAAUUCUUGACCAUUUGUGGCAAUACAAAAGUAAAUUUUGAAUUC